AUCCUUUAUUUCCUGAUGCAGGGCUUCCCAAACAGUUUAAGGCCCGCUACAAUUAUCAUACUGUGGGCCCCAACCUACUUCAAUAACAUGGCCAACUUUUGGGACAGUACCUUUAUCUGGCAUGGAGAGAUUUCAUAUCCUAGUACAUCGGUGGAACAGUGUCUAAAUUGUAACCUCAUUAUUUCAUGGAUUUGUGUCAGAUCUAUGUAUUUUGUACAAUAUUUAGUUAUUGCAGUGGUCAACCUAAAAUGUCACUUUUGAAUUAUGGAAAUAAACAAAAUAAUUCUUGAAAGGGGAAAAUGUUGAUUUUGAUAUAAACCCCUGGGACUCUCUUAUUGUCCUUUGUGUGUACUCGUGGAUCCCAAUUUGGGAACCCUUGUCUAUUGUAUUUGAUAUGCCACACCUUUUCAUCUUGUUUGUCUCAGUUAUGAAUGACCAUGACCGAGGUCCACAGGACCUUAUCAAGCUUACCCAUGACAAGCUCUCAGCUGGUGCUGUAUCUGAAGAUGUGUUGUGUGCUUCUUGUGGAGCUGUCUCCAUGUUCAUUGGCACCACUAGGAACAAUUUUGAAGGAAAGAAGGUUGUUCAACUUGAAUAUGAAGCUUACAUUCCAAUGGCAGAGUCACAACUGAAGAAAAUAUUCAGUGAGAUAAGGGAACGAUGGUCAACCGUUAGACACAUCUGUGUUCAUCACAGACUGGGUGUUGUCCCGGUAACAGAAGCCAGUGUCAUCAUCGCCAUCUCCUCCCCGCACAGGAGUGAGUCUCUGGAUGCAGUUGCGUAUUGCAUCAAUGCACUGAAAGCAAGUGUGCCCAUCUGGAAAAAAGAGGUCUAUGAAACUGAAGAUUCCACUUGGAAGGAGAACAAGGAAUGCCUGUGGGCUGAGGGGAUGCUCAAGUAAUGAUGGGUGGUGUCAACAACAGUCAGUCCCGGAAUUCCAUUUAUCCACCAAUAUAAUUGUAUAUUAGCAAUCUGUUAUCGAUUUUACCACUGUUACCUUAUUAAAACAGUAAAACGAUUACCAGUUUGUUUUGAAUUGAAUGUGAAUAUGUGUGCAGUGUGCUCUACUUAUUCCCAAGUGGAACACAGAAACUACAUAAAAAUAGACUGUGCUGUGCCAGUUUGAACAUGAAAUAAAACGAACAAGAAAUAAGAUU
Molecule: messenger RNA, 1157 nt
Organism: Anguilla anguilla (European eel)
Lineage: Eukaryota; Metazoa; Chordata; Actinopteri; Anguilliformes; Anguillidae
Product: molybdopterin synthase catalytic subunit
Exons: 4
Coding region: 395-901 (168 amino acids)
Biological process (GO): Mo-molybdopterin cofactor biosynthetic process
Cellular component (GO): cytosol
Molecular function (GO): molybdopterin synthase activity
Source: RefSeq, a predicted model, not a curated record